Messenger RNA from Sclerotinia sclerotiorum 1980 UF-70, 162 nucleotides. RefSeq lists its product with no specific name. The transcript has a single exon. Bases 1 to 162 code for a protein of 53 amino acids. The record is from RefSeq and is a predicted model, not a curated record. NCBI's taxonomy places the organism in Eukaryota, Fungi, Ascomycota, Leotiomycetes, Helotiales, Sclerotiniaceae.
AUGGCAUCGGAUCCCGCAUCGAAUUCAAAAUGUCAGCUCUCUCUCGUGGCACCCCUGACGCUUUGCGCUUAUGGGCUACGCACGAGUUCCAUGCAAAGUAAGGUAGUUAUUUAUGAACAAGAUGAUGCGAAAUGUAACAUUCUGCUCACCACAGAAGCAUGA